Rhizophagus irregularis DAOM 181602=DAOM 197198 is the source of this 786-nucleotide messenger RNA. The record is from RefSeq and is a predicted model, not a curated record. Lineage: Eukaryota; Fungi; Glomeromycota; Glomeromycetes; Glomerales; Glomeraceae.
AUGGGAUUAAAUGCACCAAACUCAAAAUAUUUUUGUUUAUAUUGUGAAUGUGAAUCUAAUAUUCGCUGGGACAUGAAUUUAAAGUGGCCAAUUAAUAAAAAUACGCAAUCUAAGAAAAAACCCAAAUUAUUUCCUGUUAUCAAACAGAAAAAUUACAUUCCUGACGAACUACAUUUAUUAUUAUGUAUCUCAGAUGUAUUGAUGGAAUGUUUUUUUAAUGAUUUAUUUAAAAAAAAGGAAUUUGAAUGGGUAAUUAAAAGUCAAAUCGAACAAACUAUGAAAUCUAUUCAAGUACAUUUUGAAUUUUUUAAGUCACAGGGUGAAAAAUGGGAUUGGACUUCGUUGAUGGGACCUGAUAAAAAAAAAGUUCUACAACAUUUUCCAGUCACUAAUUUUAUCUCAGGAAGACGUGGUGAAGAUAUCCAAAAACUUUGGCGUAAUUUUUAUGAUCUAUAUAUGUUUAUAAGACAAACAGAUCUUAAGGAUUCCGAGAUUGAUGAUUUUGAAAUUAAAGUAAAAGAAUGGAUUUAUUUGUUUUGUAGGCCAAAUCAAGAAAAGAAUUUGUCAUUGCGGUUUUUUUCUGCUUCAAGUAUUGAAAAAAAAAAUCAUAACCAGGUUCAGUUAUUUUUUGGUGGCACUACUAUGGGUGGUGGGAUUAAAGGAAAAUCUGUAGUACAAGAUAUAAUGGAAUUUGAAAAUCGUCAGCUAUUUUAUUUGCUUAAUAAUACUUCGCAAGAAAUCCAGAUACGAAAUAUUAAUGUAGAAGAUAAAGAAAAUAACAAUUAA